This is a messenger RNA of Cuscuta campestris, 827 nucleotides long. Lineage: Eukaryota; Viridiplantae; Streptophyta; Magnoliopsida; Solanales; Convolvulaceae. The record is from the annotation of a GenBank genome assembly.
AUUACCAUUAAGAAUAAGAAGAAGAGUGAAGAGUUAAUAGAGAGAAGAAAUCAGAAAUAUAUUAUAUCUAUUCUCAUAAUCUUUGAGUAGUUUUUCUCUCAUUUUAUAACACGUUAUCAGCACGAAUUUGCUCAAAAUCCCAGAAUCCUUGUUCUUCUCAGAAGUUAUUUCAUGGCCAACAUCACCAAAAGAGAAUUCGACAUUCUUGAUUUAUCCGGUCAAAGGUACCUGGAAUGGAGGGUUGAUGCACUUGCUCACCUUAAGGCUAAUGGCCUCGAAAAUACAAUUGCUGAGAAUAAUACAUCAUCAUCUCAGCAAAAGGCAAAAGCUAUAAUUUUCCUUCGCCACCACCUUCAUGAAACACCAGAAUCAAAUGUUAUCCAAGGUGGUGCUCGCAGACACUUUAAACGUGGACGCGGAAAUAACCGCAACAAAGGGCCGAACAGGGGCUAUAAAAAUCUAAAUGGAUCAUCUUCCAAAGGAAAAGGAAAAUUCAAACCACCACAGGCUAAAACUUAUGAAAAGCCAAAACCAAGUGGUGAAUGCUACAAAUGUGGCAUAAAAGGACACUGGGCGAAUGAAUGUCGAACGGCAAAACAUUUGGUUAAAUUAUACCAGGCUUCCACAAAAAGAAAAGGGAAAAGUGUGGAAGCUAAUUACACUGAUGAUAUCAAUCCAAUUUUGCCUAAAUUUGACGUGUCCGAUUUCUACAUGGAUGAUGCUGAAAUUGGUGAUGAAGUGACCUUUGGUGGAACUACUACUAUUUAAACAUUUUCAUUUACUCCGUUAUGGUGUGUUUACUUUUUAAAUAAAUGUUGGAAAUUUGU